AUGCUCGCCAUUCUGGAGGUGGCUAUCAAUCCGAUCAACCCGCCGGAGGACGCAUAUCGCGAGACUGGACCACCAGCUUAUGAUAGAAGGUAUAUGGAAGACGUCGCUGUUGUGCCGCCGGUUGCACAAGAGGAAUCUAUCCAGUAUUUGUUGUGCCGUUGCUUUCGCAUCGCAGUCCUCUGUCAGCCUCUUAUAGCUCCAAUUCUUGAAUUUCUUCGCAUUCUUGCACGCGACAAAUCUUCGCUCGAUCUGUUGCUGAUCGAAUCACGCCUUUUCAUAAUACGAGCCAGUGGUCUUGAUAGCACAUCAUCAUCUGUUGUACUUAAAGGACUAGAUCGGUAG
Molecule: messenger RNA, 342 nt
Organism: Cylicocyclus nassatus
Lineage: Eukaryota; Metazoa; Nematoda; Chromadorea; Rhabditida; Strongylidae
Source: the annotation of a GenBank genome assembly